GCGCACGAGCUGGACCAGAAGAUCCAGGAUGUCUACAAGCGCAUUCAGACCGAGCGCAAGAUGCUCGAGGCCACUCAGCGCGUCCGCCAGGCUACCACCAACCCUGAUGUCCUGAGAUCCACCGAUGCGAAGAUGAGGGAGGCGGAGAGGUCGCUCUCCUAUUUCGAGGACUUACUGCGCCAGUUACAGUCUCGCAAGAUGGCGCAGGCCCAACAGGACGAUCAGUCAAGAUCAGGUAGCCCCAGUCCAGGGCAGGGUGGGGCGGCGUACGGGCAGCGAGGGGGACGUUCAUCGGGAAGUGCUCCUCAGUCACCUCUGCCGGAUGGCUCAAGGCGCGGUGCGCACAGCCCGCAGUCCCCGGAGUUGCGCGCAACUGGCCCCGCUCUUCCCGGAGACGAUACCUACGGCGCACCGAAGUCCAAGACGUACACGAACUUCGAUCUGAUCAAGGCGGACACGCCGCAUACUACUGCGAAGAUCUCGCGCAUGCUCCAUGAACUGGAGUUCAAGCUCCAAGUAGAAAUUCAGCUUAAGAAGGGCAUUGAUAAGAUGGCGAAGCUCUUCCAGGCUGAUGGCGACCGAAGGUCAAAACAAGAUGCCGAGGCGAAGAAAAUAGAGAGUGAGCGGAAGAUCCACCUCCUGCAGACGGCUUUGAAGCGGUAUAAGACCCUUCAUAUCUUGGAUGAUGCCGAAGAGGACGAGGAUGCCGGUAUGUCGUUUUGCGCACCCGGCGUAGGCGGCCCUGGAGGCGAGGCCGAACGCAAGGAUCUUCGCUCGAAGAAUUUAUCCGGGAAGCUUUACAUCACACUGAAGGGUGCGCGGGAGUUGGAGCACGCCCCGAGGUAUCGCUCUUCCAAGCAGAGCGAGACGUUCGUUUCUUUCAAGGUUGAAGGCCAAGAACGUGCGCGCUCUCAUCCGACCAAGACAGAUCGGUGGAUGGACGAGAUUGAAAUCGUCAUUGACAAGGCUAAUGAAGUUGAAAUCACGGUCUAUGAGAAGUCCCCGAGCGAUCAGUAUCCCAUUCCGACGGGUCUUCUCUGGGUGAAGAUCAACGAUCUCGUCGACGCGCAGCGCAAGCAGAAGGUGUUGAUGGAUAGCGGCCAGGGUGGCUGGGUCACUGCUGGUGCUAUGAACGGUGACAGUGCGCCCGGUGCUCCAGGAUAUCCAGGCGGUAUGGACGCGCCGGUGGGCUACGACAACCGUGUGGUUCCUCCGUCGUCUUCUAUGCCGUCGAUGGGACAGUCAGAGGGUAUAGAUGCUUGGUUCGCAGUGGAGCCUGCUGGUGCUCUCGCGAUGCGUCUCAACUUCGCCAAGGAGAACUUGCGCAAGCGUCCCCUCGACGCACCAGGUGGUCUCGCUCGUCAGGCCGCCGUUCGCAAGCGCAAGGACGAAGUGCACGAGAUGAACGGUCACAAGUUCAUCCAGCGCCAGUUCUACCAAAUCAUCCUAUGUGCUUUCUGCAACGAAUUCCUGCUGAACGCCGUGGGAUACCAGUGUGAGGACUGUCGGUACACUUGUCACAAGAAGUGUUACGAGAAGGUCGUGACAAAGUGUAUAUCGAAGUCCAACAAUGGAGACGAUGCGGAGAAAAUCAACCAUCGUAUCCCGCAUCGGUUCGAACCUAUCACCAAUAUCGGUGCGAACUGGUGCUGUCAUUGCGGGUAUAUGCUUCCCCUUGGUCGCAAGAACGCUCGUAAAUGCACAGAGUGCGACAUCACCUGUCACGCCAAUUGCGCGCACCUCGUUCCCGAUUUCUGUGGUAUGUCGAUGGAAACGGCCAACCAGCUCUUGCGGCAAUGGCGCAUCAUCAACCAAUCUCGCGGAGGACGGACAACGACACAGUCACGACAACCCGCGCAGUUCUCUCAGCAGCCGUCGCCCCGACUGCAAUUGCCGCCUCCAGAAACGUCAAUGGAAUCGCUGUCCACCGAGUUGGAACAUAUGAAGAUGACAGAGCCCCCGCUUCCUCAGAAGGACGCGAUAUAUACGCGUCCGCAGACGCAGACCCCGCCCCCAGAAACGCUUCUCCCACAAGCCGCUCAGGCAGCGUAUGCCGGGCAACAACCGCAAGUGCCUCCCGGGGGACGCAGCCCGCUCCGGCCGGCCUUCCCGACAGAACCAAUAUCGCAGCGCUCUGCGCCCGCCGCAUACGAACAACAAGAGACAUAUGGUUAUCAGGUUGUUCCUCCCCCGCAGGCGGGUGCGUACGUUCGUCCACCGGAGCGACAGUCGUCGCUCGCGUCAGCACAGCAGAUGCAACAGCCACCGGCGCAGCAACUCCAGAAACCGGCUGCGCGCAAGCGUAAGGUCGGCCUCGACGACUUCAACUUCCUUGCCGUUCUGGGUAAGGGUAACUUCGGUAAGGUCAUGUUGGCGGAGGAGAAGAAGACGAGUAGCCUGUAUGCCAUCAAGGUCCUCAAGAAGGAGUUCAUCAUUGAUAACGACGAAGUCGAAAGCACUCGUUCCGAGAAGCGUGUCUUCCUCGCCGCGGCCAAAGAACGUCACCCCUUCCUCCUUGGCCUGCACUCCUGCUUCCAGACUGAGACCCGUGUCUACUUCGUCAUGGAGUACGUGAGCGGUGGUGAUCUUAUGUUGCAUAUCCAGCGCAAGCAGUUCUCUCUUCGUCAAGCGAAGUUCUACGCAUCCGAGGUGCUUCUCGCCCUCGAGUACUUCCACGCCAACGGGAUUAUCUACCGUGACCUGAAGCUGGACAACAUCCUUUUGACAGUCGAAGGCCAUGUCAAAGUCGCGGAUUACGGUCUCUGCAAGGAAGAAAUGUGGCACGGAUCUACCACUAGCACAUUCUGCGGUACUCCCGAGUUCAUGGCUCCCGAGAUUUUGCUCGAACAACGUUACGGCCGCGCUGUGGAUUGGUGGGCCUUCGGUGUCCUGAUGUACGAAAUGCUUCUGGGGCAGUCGCCAUUCCGUGGUGAUGACGAAGAUGAAAUCUUCGAUGCUAUUCUUGAGGACGAGCCGCUGUAUCCCAUCACGAUGCCCAGGGAUGCUGUGUCAGUCCUGCAGAAGCUCUUGACUCGCGACCCGACUCGGCGGCUCGGGUCUGGCAAGGCUGAUGCCGAAGAUAUCAAGAGACAUCCGUUCUUCAAGGACGUCAGCUUCGACGAUGUCCUCAACAAGCGCAUCCCUCCUCCUUACUUCCCCACGAUUAAUGGCACCGCUGACACCAGCAACUUCGACGAAGAGUUCACUCGUGAACAGCCCACGCUGACACCUGUGCAUACGCAGUUGUCCACCCGCGACCAAGCCGAGUUCCAGGGCUUCUCUUGGGUUGCGAGCUGGGCGGACAUGUGAUAGUUCACGUAUUCUUGUCAUAAUUAUUUCGUUUCGCAUUGCUGCAUCCCUCACUCGUCACUCUGUAUUGGAUACCUGUUGUGUGCAUGUCAACAACCCAGUAGCGCCGUCGCCCAUAUAUCCGGACCAAUAUGUAGCAUUCAUGUCAUACAUCAUGCUGGCCUGGUCCUGUACUCCCC
This is a messenger RNA of Rhodofomes roseus, 3488 nucleotides long. Its product is annotated as protein kinase C. Gene Ontology annotation, biological process: signal transduction; fungal-type cell wall biogenesis; protein phosphorylation. The transcript has 11 exons. Bases 61 to 3309 code for a protein of 1082 amino acids. The record is from RefSeq and is a predicted model, not a curated record. Gene Ontology annotation, molecular function: ATP binding; diacylglycerol-dependent serine/threonine kinase activity. Lineage: Eukaryota; Fungi; Basidiomycota; Agaricomycetes; Polyporales; Fomitopsidaceae.